AGAGCGUCGAGUGGGUGAUACACGUGUUGUGGAAGAACACAGAAAAACGUAAAAAACACGACAAAAGACGUUCUAACAUGGCUAAAUCAAAGUCCGCCAAGAAGGCUCAACCGGAUGAGACAAUCAAAACGAAAAAAGUGAAGGAAAGUGUUGAUGAAAAUAAAAAUGUAACAAAUGGGACAAAGAAAAGCAAAAAGAAGUUGAAGAAUGGAACAGCGAAAGCCCCUGCACCCCCUGUUAAGAAACCAGCUCGAUCAGAUUCAAGCUCAGAGGAUUCAGAUGAUGAAAUGGAUACAAGUCCUCCAGUUGCCAAAAAAGAUAAGACAAAACCUAAGAAAACUCCAAGAAAAGAAUCCAGCUCCUCAGAGUCAGACUCAGAAGAUGAAACUCCACCUAAGACAAAACCAAAAGCAGACGUCCUCAAACUAAAAGGUAUCAARAAGCCAGCUGAUUCRGAYUCUUCUUCUGACAGUGAUAGUGAAGAUGAAAAGCCUGCUUCAAAGAAAGCAGUCAAGAAUGGUCCAGCACCAAAGGCUCAACCUGCAAAAAAAGAAUCUAGUGAUGAUUCAGAUGACAGCUCAGAAGAUGAGAAGCCUGCCGCAAAAGCAGCACCCAAGAAAGCAGAAACUGCAAAGCCAGCAAAAAAAGAUGAGUCUAGUGACGACUCUGAUGACAGUUCUGAAGAUGAAAAGCCUGCCCAGAAGGCAGCACCUAAGAAAGCUGAGGCUAAGAAGCCAGCAAAAAAAGACGAGUCUAGUGACGACUCAGAUGACAGUUCUGAAGAUGAAAAGCCUGCC
Messenger RNA from Exaiptasia diaphana, 797 nucleotides. RefSeq names its product nucleolin 1. The record is from RefSeq and is a predicted model, not a curated record. The transcript is spliced from 4 exons. The annotation marks the transcript as partial. Lineage: Eukaryota; Metazoa; Cnidaria; Anthozoa; Actiniaria; Aiptasiidae.